AUGCGCUUCGCUCGAUCUCCCGGGCGCUCGCGCCUUACUCUCAUCGUCUUCCUCGGUUGUCUGUGCUUCCAAAUGCAAGGCGUCGCGCACGCCAAGCUACGCGGCCGAGCCAUCGGUGGACGCCGCAUAGCCGGUCGAGGGAUCGGGCCUCGAGCGGCCGAUAGAGUCGGCAUCGGUCGUCGUUUACUUCGAAUCGAACCGCCGGCGUCAGACGAAGCGUGCGUGACGGCGUACGAGAACAUCGCGCGACGACCGGAACUCUCGGAACUCAAGUCUGUCGUCGAUACGUUGCCGCGCAUUAGAGAAAAGCUCGAGGAUCCGACGAGAGUGUUCACGCUCUUCGCACCCACGAACGAUGCGAUUAGACGACUUCGUGAGUGGGAGGAUUGGGAGAGCGCGAAGAAAGACUUGGUGGAAGCGUUCGGGUCGACUAGACUGAUGCGAGCGUACCUUCUCUCGUAUCAUGCGAUACCGAACGCGACGUACACCGAGGCCGAACUCCGCGCUCUCGAAGGAGACGAACGAUACUUGGAAGACUACUUGAACAACGUCAUGCCGUUAGAAAUCAUCGACGACGAUGAGGGAUCGUUCAAAGUCUCCGGAUUGGGUUCGGACGCAAGCGUCAUUGAGAGUGACAUUCGCUCGUGCGGAGCAAUUCUUCACACGGUCGAUCACGUCUUGUUGCCGUUCGACGGUGAUGACAUUCUCGACGAAGAGCAAGUCGAAAUGCUACUCUCAGCCACGAAUGCGCUUCGAGCGCGCUACGGUCUCGACAAGCUUACUUCGGAGCAGAUUGACGAGUUGAGAAAGAGCGAUGACCUCAUCGGCGCCCUUGGCGUCGCCAUCGAGGACGUCCCCACGCAAUGGACCGAGGGCGCCUCCGAUUACGACGACGACGGUUACGAAGAAAAUGACGCCGAGUGA
This is a messenger RNA of Ostreococcus tauri, 924 nucleotides long. Its product is annotated as FAS1 domain. Bases 1 to 924 code for a protein of 307 amino acids. The transcript has a single exon. NCBI's taxonomy places the organism in Eukaryota, Viridiplantae, Chlorophyta, Mamiellophyceae, Mamiellales, Bathycoccaceae. The record is from RefSeq and is a predicted model, not a curated record.